AUGGCUUCAGCCCCAAAGCAUUAUUAUUACUAUGUUUAUGUCUUCGUCUGGACUAUUGUAAGCCUUUCUAUUGUUACAUGGAUGCUUUAUCCGAUAUACACGCGACUUCUAGCUCACUACUUGUCGCUUCGCGCUAAGCUAUUGAACUCGGACCGACCUGGCCGAGGGAACCCGCGCAAUGAGAAGGUCUUCAUGGCUGCAACCCUGUAUGACCCCAGUGGAGAGCUCUUUAUCAACCUACUUGGAGAGGACAAUGCCUUCCUCAGUCUAUACGAAAAUGACAGCGAUGGCAAAGUCGCAUUGCAAGCUCUAGAGAAACGCGUUGCAUGCACCAAGUCAAUUUUAUACGGGGGCCAUGUAAUCUGCAUAACCCCCCCCCCAAAGUUACCAUUCCGGGUGCCGAGGCUCGCAACCGGGCUCUUGAACCCGUUAGAGAAAACUACGAUUCAUUACGAUAAGAAUCUGUAUCUAAACGACGUCGCCUUUAAUCCCAUCGACGCAUUAGAGCUGCUGUUCUCUACCAACGUCGACGAUACAGUGAUAGCGCAAUACCGCGCCGCUUGUGCCGUUGAUUUCAUCAACCCCUUCAAAUUCUACGAUACCUAUGCUUCCCGGGAUUCAGAGGGGUGCAGCAUGGGCCUCCCUUUCCUCCCCUGGUUCUCGGGCUCUGACAGCGGACAAAGCGGUAAGGACGUUCUCAACGGAAGGGAUACCGUGCUGGUCCGGAGUUGCUGGGGAGGUAUGGUAGCCUUCGAGGCGCAGUCUUUCCGAGGUGGUACCGGGCAAAAGACUGAGAUAGCGGGGACACGACUCCCAGCACGGUUCCGUGCUUUACAAGAUAUUAAUCUCCCUACACUGUCUUGGCUUUGGACGACUCGUCGCUUUGAGAGGCUAUCCUCGAUUAUCCAUAAUAUCGGUAACCAUCUUAUUGGUCUGCCUUGGUAUAACCCUCAUCGAGAGGAGGUUCCAGGACAGAAUGUCGAAGACACUGUGUUCGUUACCUAUGACAAGGGAAGUGGCUCCUUUCAGACUGUUGAGCGAAUUGCCAGAUAUGAUGGCUUCUGUGGGCGACAAGGGUUGCAGGUUAUUACUCCCUGUCGUGAAGAAGGCCAGAAAGGUUGGCAGACUAUACCAAUGCCGACGCUGGCCUUAGCUUGA
Molecule: messenger RNA, 1158 nt
Organism: Aspergillus caelatus
Lineage: Eukaryota; Fungi; Ascomycota; Eurotiomycetes; Eurotiales; Aspergillaceae
Product: glycosyltransferase family 69 protein
Exons: 6
Coding region: 1-1158 (385 amino acids)
Source: RefSeq, a predicted model, not a curated record